Molecule: messenger RNA, 3417 nt
Organism: Impatiens glandulifera
Lineage: Eukaryota; Viridiplantae; Streptophyta; Magnoliopsida; Ericales; Balsaminaceae
Product: transcriptional corepressor SEUSS-like
Exons: 10
Coding region: 715-3126 (803 amino acids)
Biological process (GO): negative regulation of transcription by RNA polymerase II; positive regulation of transcription by RNA polymerase II
Cellular component (GO): transcription regulator complex; nucleus
Source: RefSeq, a predicted model, not a curated record
CGUCCGCAACUUUCUCUCUCUAUAAUUUUCUCUUUCUAAAAUAUACAGUGCGAAAACGAAAACAGCGAUACACUCUCCCUCUCUAUUGUGACACGCGAAGUUUGAAGACCUGAAACGCGAUAACCGGAGGGGACGGAGUCUGAAUUAUUGUAUCCAUGAAUGGUUUUUUUCCAAUGUGAAACAGUCUAUUGACGAGAAAAAGAAACAAUAGAAGUUGAAGCAGUCAAGUGAGUGUAAAUUGAAGGAGAAGAAAGAGUUGUACUAUUAGAUUUUCCUUGAUUUUUUAUUCUAGAUGUCUUCCUAUCCUUCUUCGAUCAGGAAACUUGCGUAACUGUUGAAUUUCUACUCACAAUGUGUUGAAGGUGAAUUUUUCCGAAACUGGAUAUAUGACCCUGGGAUUCACACGGAAACGGGCAAAAUAAUGCUUUUUCAGCUGUCCUAUAGAACAUUCAGGACCUCAUUCCUGAUUCCGUUUUGAAAAGAUAGGACCAUGAGCUCUGGAGGAAGAAAGGUUCCCAAUUCCUUUUGUAUUGGCCAGAAUUUGGAUGUGGAGCAUUUUGCUAUGUCUUUGGAGUUCCUGUUUGAUUGAUUGAUUGAUUGAUUGAUUGAUUGAUUGAUUGAUUGAUUAUCCAGCUUUUUUCUUUGUUGAAAUAAUUUAAUAAGUUCACAUUUGUUUGUACAAGAAUAAUUGUGUGUAAUUUGGUGUGGGAUAAUAUGGUGGUGCCUUCAGGGACGCCUACACCUGUUGGUGGUCCACAGUCAGUUCCUCCUUCCCUUCUUCGAUCAAAUUCCGGUCUGAUGGGGGGUGGUCAAGGGGGUGGUGCCCAGCAAGCUUUCCCAUCACUUGUAUCAUCUCGUGCAAUGUUUAAUAAUGUUAAUAUGAUGGGAAAUGUGUCCAAUCUCCUUCAGCAGCCUUUUGCUAAUGGUGUUCCAGAUUCUGGAAUCUCUUGUCCAGCAAGCAGUCAGAGGGGAGUUAUGGAUACAGGAGCCGAGACAGAUCCACUUUCAAGUAUUGGAAAUGGAAUUGUAUUUAAUAAUCCUUCUACAUCAUCUCAAAUUCAAGGUCAACAGUUUUCCAGUCCUUCAGGCAACCACAUAAUGUCUGAUCAACAGCAGAAUCAGCAGCCAGACAUGCAAAACUUCCAACACAAUCAGCAACAGAUGCACCAAUUUACUGCUCCCCCUAAUAACACCCUUCAACAACAGCAAUAUCAACAAAUUCGUGGAGUAUUAGGUGUGCCAGGGCCUGUGAAGUUAGAACCUCAAGUGAAUGAUUUACAUAUUCAGCAGCCUCCACAUCAGUUGCACCCUAUGAGGACUCUUGGCUCAGUAAAACUGGAACCCCAACAGAUCCAGACAAUGAGAGGCUUGGCCUCUGUAAAGAUGGAGCCCCAACUUUCAGAUCAAUCGUUGUUUUUGCAUCAACAACAGCAGCAGCAACAACAACAAUUUAUCCAAAUGUCUCGACAGUCCCCCCAGGCUGCUGCUCAAAUGUUGCACCAGCAGAGAAUGUUGCAGUUUCAACAACAGCAGCAUCAACAACAAUCACUGAAAUCUAUUCCUAUGCAAAGGUCCCCUGCACAACCUCAGUUCCAGCCGCAAAAUAUGCCUUUGAGGUCCCCGGCAAAGCCUUCAUAUGAACCUGGGACAUGUGCCAAACGGCUUACACAUUUCAUUUGUCACCAACAGCGCAGACCUGAGGAUAACAACAUUGAGUUUUGGAGAAAGUUUGUGGCCGAGUACUUUGCGCCCAAUGCGAAGAAAAAAUGGUGUGUUUCCAUGUAUGGAAAUGGACGCCAGACAACUGGAGUUUUUCCUCAGGACAUUUGGCAUUGUGAAAUAUGCAAGCGCAAACCUGGGCGUGGAUUUGAGGCUACGGUGGAGGUUCUCCCACGGCUUUUUAAAAUCAAAUAUGAAAGUGGAACGCUAGAAGAACUUCUUUAUGUAGAUAUGCCUCAGGAGUAUCAGAAUUCAUCCGGUCAAAUUGUCCUGGAAUAUGCAAAAGCAGUACAAGAAAGUGUUUUUGACCAACUUCGUGUUGUCCGAGAUGGCCAACUUCGGAUAGUUUUCUCUCAAGACCUAAAGAUUUGCUCUUGGGAAUUUUGUGCCAGGAGACAUGAAGAACUGCUUCCUAGGAGAAUACUAAUUCCCCAGGUAAGUCAACUUGGAGCUGCUGCUCAAAAAUAUCAGGUUGCUGCCCAAAAUGCGACAUCCAAUUUAUCAGUUCCUGAGCUACAGAAUAACUGCAACAUGUUUGUUUCAUCAGCUCGUCAGUUGGCAAAAGCAUUGGAAGUUCCUCUAGUUAAUGACCUAGGGUAUACAAAAAGAUAUGUGCGAUGUCUCCAGAUAUCUGAAGUGGUUAACAGCAUGAGGGAUCUGAUUGACUAUAGCCGGGAAACACAAAUUGGGCCUAUUGAAUGCUUGGCUAAGUUUCCGAGGAGGGGUAGUAGUAGUACGCCUGGUUUCCAUCAACAACAAGCUCAACAUAAAGAAGAAGACUUACAGCAACAACAGACACAUAAAUCUGUAGCUCAAAAUACAAACUGCGGAGACCAAAGUAAUGGCAUCAUUCCCAUUGUUAACAACUCCUCAUCUACCAGUUCUUCAUCAGCCAGCACCAUUGUCGGCCUCCUCCAUCAGAAUUCAAUGACAAGACAUCAAAACCCUGUCAAUAAUAAUAAUAAUAAUACUAGCAAUAAUAAUAACAACAACAACGCAAACGCUCCCCACACCUAUGUACCAACCGGUCUACAGAACCCUUCUAGCGCAACUAUUCCUCCUUUCCAACAGCCCCCACCUUCUUCAUCUCAACAAACAGCUAAUGUUGUUAACCCUGCUCUAUCUGGAAACACCGACCAAAAUGAUUCUCAAGCAAUUCCCUCUGUCCAGAAGAUUUUCCAAAACGUCAAUGGUACUGGAGGUAACUUCCUUGUACCAAACGGAAGUACAGCUGGCAUGAUGAAUGGAAUCCGGGGUGUAAUGGGGAAUAAUGGCGUGGGGAGGAUAAGGGAGCAAAGCAUGAUUAAUAGUCAGCAACAACAACAGGUUUUAGGAGAACAGAUCUUUAAUGGAAUUGGAUCGGUUAACAAUGGGUUUGGUAACGUUCAAUUUGAAUGGAAAUCUUGAUUGAAAUGAAAUGGCUGUUGUUGUAUUCGAGUAUUAUGUUACCCAAAACCGACCAAUGGUCGAUCCGACAGACAAGCAAAAGGAGGAGGUUUGCCAAGGUUUGAAGUCUACAAAUCUGAAUUAGAAGAAGGGGAAGUAAGAUAUUACCUCCAUUAUUGUUGAGUUAUUAUUCAGCAAAAAAAAAAAAAAAAAAAAAAGAACUGUUCGGUUAUUUUCUUUACUAACUUACCUGUGCCAGUUUAUGAUAAUAUAUAUAUAUAUAUAGUAACUCAUGAUCAGUUUUGCCUGGUG